This is a messenger RNA of Oncorhynchus masou masou (cherry salmon), 1279 nucleotides long. Its product is annotated as protein Wnt-3a. The transcript has 4 exons. The record is from RefSeq and is a predicted model, not a curated record. Gene Ontology annotation, biological process: cell fate commitment; multicellular organism development; neuron differentiation. Gene Ontology annotation, molecular function: cytokine activity; frizzled binding. Lineage: Eukaryota; Metazoa; Chordata; Actinopteri; Salmoniformes; Salmonidae. The coding region runs from base 1 to 1080 and encodes 359 amino acids. Gene Ontology annotation, cellular component: extracellular region.
AUGUUUAGCGAAACUUUUUUAAGGAUGAUAUACCUUGGAUGUUUCCUGUUUCUUUGUGGGCUUACGCAUGCCAUACCAAGUUACCCUAUCUGGUGGUCCCUAGCGGUGGGCCACCAGUACUCGUCCCUGGGCUCCCAGCCCAUCCUGUGCGGCUCCAUUCCUGGCCUGGUGCCCAAGCAGCUGCGAUUCUGCCGGAACUAUGUGGAGAUCAUGCCCAGUGUGGCAGAAGGGGUGAAGAUCGGCAUCCAGGAGUGCCAGCACCAAUUCAGGGGCCGCCGCUGGAACUGUACCACCAUCAACGACAAGGCCAUCUUCGGACCAGUGCUGGACAAAGCCACGCGUGAGUCAGCAUUCGUUCAUGCCAUCGCAUCAGCUGGUGUGGCGUUCGCCGUGACACGGUCCUGUGCUGAGGGUUCGGCCACCAUCUGUGGUUGCGACACGCGCCACAAGGGUCCGCCCGGCGAGGGCUGGAAGUGGGGCGGCUGCAGCGAGGAUGUGGAGUUCGGCAGUAUGGUGUCCCGGGAGUUUGCAGACGCUCGUGAGAACCGGCCCGAUGCGCGCUCCGCCAUGAACCGCCACAACAACGAGGCGGGUCGAACAUCUCUGAAUGACAACAUGUUUCUGAAGUGUAAGUGCCACGGCCUGUCCGGCAGCUGUGAGGUGAAGACAUGCUGGUGGUCCCAGCCUGACUUCAGAGUGAUUGGAGACUACAUGAAGGACAAGUAUGACAGUGCUUCAGAGAUGGUGGUGGAGAAGCACAAGGAGUCCCGUGGCUGGGUGGAGACGUUGAGAAGCAAGUACAACUUCUUCAAACCACCCACGGAGCGAGACCUGGUCUACUACGAGAGCUCGCCCAACUUCUGCGAACCCAACCCAGAAACAGGCUCGUUCGGGACACGCGAUCGCACCUGUAACUUGACGUCGCACGGCAUCGACGGCUGCGACCUGCUGUGUUGCGGCCGGGGACACAACACCCAGGCGGAGAAACGGAAGGAGAAGUGCCACUGUAUCUUCCACUGGUGCUGCUACGUCAGCUGCCAAGAGUGUGUUCGAGUCUACGAUGUCCACACCUGCAAAUAGAUAGGGCCUCUGGCACCACUCUUUCUGCACCUCACCCCAAUUUUUUUUUUUUUUAAGACUUCAACAUAUAAAACAAGAAGCUACUGUAUGAGUCGGGCUCAGAGAACUUGAGAGGCUUUGAUUUGACUUUGAUCAAGCAUUAACCGGCUAUAGUACAGUCAGCUAAUAGGCAAAAAAAUAUAUAGCCGCCUGUCAUGCG